UCGCUUAGUUCCUUUUCUGUGUGACGUCACAGGAAGCCGCUGUCCCACGUGCGCAAACACACAGACGAAACGGUCCGGCCAGUGGUCGCUAAAAGAAAAACAAGCAAGACUUUUGACAGGUUUUUAGGGUGAAACAUGGCGGCUGCCACCAAAAGGAGCGCACCCCCGCUCGACUCGGACGUCCCCGCGGAGGAGUCACGGGCGCGCCUGAGGAACGUCAAGCGUUUAGCGGCCUUGAGUGAGCAAGAGCCCGCCGUGCAACAGCUGGAGGAGUUCGUGUUUGGCCACGUGCACGUGACUCUGCAGGAGGAAAACGUAGAGGCGCUGCCACAGGUAGAAGAAGAAGAAGAAGUUUUGCUUCAAUCAGACGAUGAGGCAGAAGCACGUUUACGUCCUCCGCCAAUCAAGAAAGCUGCUUGGACUGAUGAAGAUGAUGACCUGGAAGAAGAGGUGGACAUGAAGCAUCCUUUUCGAAGUUACCUGAUGCGAGGGGAAGCCGAGAGCAGCAUGAGCAAGGAAAAACUCCGAAGCAGAAUGAAAGACCAGUUCGAGAAGGCCAUGGGCGGAGUUCCGGCCUGGGCUGUCAGUGGUGGGAGGAAAGUUACCAAAGAUGAUGAUGAUGAUGACGACGAUGAGGAGGAAGCCGAUGACCUGCUGAGGAGAACGGGAAACUUGGUGGCGUCUUCGGACGAAUUGUCUAGCGGCAUCCUCAGGAUGAAGAGGUGUCUCCACGCCAACGCAGCGCGCCCGUCUUCCGACAGCCUGACGUCGGUCCAGUUCCACCCGACGGCGCAGGUGGUCUUGACGGCCGGUUUGGACUGCUCGCUGUCGCUCUUCCAGGUGGACGGCAAGACCAACAGCAAGAUCCAAAGCGUCCACCUGGACCGCUUCCCCGUCCACAAAGCUCGCUUCAGCCGCCAAGGCGACGCCGUCAUCGCCACCAGCCUGAAGAACAAAAUGUUCUACAUGUAUGACAUGAUGGAGGGAUGCGUCACGCCUGUGCAACACGUAAGAGGUUUGCAAGAGGCCCGAGUGAAGGACUUCUGCGUGUGUCCCGAGGGGGGCGCUCUGCUGCUGACGGGAAGUCGGGGAUACCUGCACAAGCUCACGCUCAAGACCAAAGAAGUGGUGAGCAGCAUGAAGAUGAACAGCGAGGUGACAGACGUGGCUCUGAGCGCCGACGGCAGCAAAGUGUUCGCUCACUCAGAGGACGGUGAGGUGUACAUAUGGGACGCGCGGAGCAGUCGCUGCCUCAGCAAGUUUUCAGACGACGGCUGCGUGGCUGGCACGGCCAUUGCCGUGUCACCCGACGGACGCUACGUGGCGUGCGGUUCCCGGGCAGGUGUGGUCAACCUGUACCGUCAGGAGGCGUGUCUUAACUCGGCCAAUCCCCAGCCCCUGAAAGCCAUCAUGAACCUGCUGACCCCCGCCACAGCUCUCACCUUUAACCCCAGCUCAGAGAUUCUAGCCAUCGCAUCGCGACACCAGGACGAGGCUGUCAAACUUGUUCACCUUGCCAGCACCAGCGUCUUCUCGAACUUUCCGAUUUCUAAGAGGAAGGUGGUGUACCGGACUUCCUGUAUGGACUUCUCCCCUCAUGGCGGCUUUUUCUCAUUGGCCAACAACAAAGGACAUGCCCCUCUCUUCAGGCUGCUGCACUACAAGAGUUUCUGAGGACCAAGAAGACCAAGAAAUAUAACCAUCAAAUAAACCUUUUUUGUCAUUUUCAUUGGCCUCCCUGUUGUUUCAUUCAGCUAAGCUUAGCACAACAAAUGGCAAUGUAUGUAUACAGCAUAUACUUCGAUCAGGACAGUUAUAUAUAAUAUUCACAUCUCAACCCUAGUUUAUGUCAUUGGCUGCCAUUGACGGCAUGAGAUGUCCAAUCGACUUUGACUGGGAGGGCGCCAAUGGAUUGGGCGUCUUGCGUCGUCAGUGGCUUUGAAAGAUGAGCAGUCACAGCCAGUCCUCCCAGUCUAAAUAAAUUGGAUUUCUGUUGUUGUCAAUGGUGGGGAAAGAGUUAAUAUUAAAUAUUGUUUUAUAAAUUUUUAAUAGCAAAAAGGGUAUGUUAUUCUUUAUCAUCUUCAGAAUGUUAUUGGGGGCCAUAACCAUAGUGUUUUUUUUUUUUUAUCAUUUAAUUUUGUUUGAACAUUUAACUGUUUUAUUCAUAAGAAAAUAUGGGAGGGGGGAAAACAAUUUAAAAAUGAUAUAAUCACAAUUAAGACCUGGCGUUCAGAUACAUGAACAUCACAUUUUGGGUCACGUAGGCCACACUUGUACUCUACUAAUGUUAAUAUUGUGGACUACACCACCAAAAAGGUAUUGUC
This is a messenger RNA of Corythoichthys intestinalis (scribbled pipefish), 2324 nucleotides long. It is a transcript of the gene utp18, whose product is annotated as UTP18 small subunit processome component. The coding region runs from base 136 to 1674 and encodes 512 amino acids. Gene Ontology annotation, cellular component: Pwp2p-containing subcomplex of 90S preribosome; small-subunit processome. Lineage: Eukaryota; Metazoa; Chordata; Actinopteri; Syngnathiformes; Syngnathidae. The transcript is spliced from 12 exons. The record is from RefSeq and is a predicted model, not a curated record. Gene Ontology annotation, biological process: rRNA processing. Gene Ontology annotation, molecular function: protein binding.